Lucilia sericata (common green bottle fly) is the source of this 1085-nucleotide messenger RNA. RefSeq lists its product as uncharacterized. The transcript is spliced from 2 exons. The record is from RefSeq and is a predicted model, not a curated record. The coding region runs from base 280 to 1014 and encodes 244 amino acids. NCBI's taxonomy places the organism in Eukaryota, Metazoa, Arthropoda, Insecta, Diptera, Calliphoridae.
AUCUCUUAAAAUCAGCUGAAUUAGAACGCUUGAUGAAUUCCUUAAAUAUAUACAACCAAUAAUAUAAUAUUGUAAAAGCACUUGCAGUUUUUAGCGAUUUAAUAUUUAAAUAGCAUUGACCACAUUAAAAUAAAAGUAAACAAGCAGCUGUGCUGACUUUUAUUAAAAAAAAUUGUGCACAGUUAAAUUAAAUUAAAUAAAAACAAAAAAGAAAUACAUACUUAAAUAAAUUUCAAAGGCAUUAAAAUUUACUUUAUGUUGAAUUAAAAAUCAUAGAAUAUGCAAAAUUUUGCAGACAUGGAUGUUAAAGAACCAGUAGCCAAAAAAGCCCGUACAAAACCAAAAUCUUUUAAAGAUUGGGAAGAAAAUGAUAUUUUUAAAUUAAUUUCAUUGGUAGAGGCUGAGCCCUGUUUGUGGAACGCCUCAAUGGAUGGAUACCACAAUAAAGCCAUUCGCGACAUUGGCUGGCUAAAUAUUGCCGAUAACUUUGAACCCGCAUAUUCGGUAGUGGAUGUAACCACCAAAUGGACAAAUUUGCGAAUUCAAUAUAGGGGGUAUGCCGCCCGUUCUAAAACAAAGUCAGGACAGGGCACAAUGGAAAUGCCUAAAUGGAAAUAUUUUAAUGCUAUGGCUUUCGUAGGCCGAGCCGAGGAUCACCAAACACAACCAACAAUUUCCAAUUUAAAUAUUGCCCAUGGUACCGAUAAUAAUAUUGAUAGCGACACCCCCACUACGUCAACACCACCAUUAUCUACCCCAACAAUUACCCGUCGCACACAACCCUCAAAUCAACAAUCGGCAGCAACACAAAUUGCAGAAACAAUGCGUGAUGCGGUUAAUGUAAUGAAAGAGCGUAAAGAAAAUGCAUCAGACCCAAAUACGUCUUUCGCUAAUUACAUUCUAAGCGAGUUAAAAACUUUAAAUAGCACAGAAGCUGCGACUGUGAGAAAAAAGGUUACUCUUUUCUUUAUUCAAUGCCUGGAUGAGGAAAAAAAUAGUAAUAGUAAAAAUUAAAUAAUGUAUUAUAGUUAAUGUUUAUAUUUCGUUUAUUUUUGUUAUUAAAUUUACAUAUUUUUGUUAUUGUA